Nanorana parkeri is the source of this 1594-nucleotide messenger RNA. It is a transcript of the gene B4GAT1, whose product is annotated as beta-1,4-glucuronyltransferase 1. Gene Ontology annotation, molecular function: glucuronosyltransferase activity. The transcript has 2 exons. The coding region runs from base 129 to 1394 and encodes 421 amino acids. Lineage: Eukaryota; Metazoa; Chordata; Amphibia; Anura; Dicroglossidae. The record is from RefSeq and is a predicted model, not a curated record.
AUGCUGUGGCUUCUUGUUGUGAGUUAGGACCAGGAGUGUUGCUGCUUUUUAUUUUGUAACGUCCAUAGAGCACAAUAGCAGAAUCUGAAAACCUAUAAGGUGCUAGAAGUAGCUUGUAAGGUCAGGCGAUGCCAGGUGCAGUGCGUUGCUCAUUUUUUCGAGUGGCACUGGUAGCCCUUCUCCUUGUUGCUCUACUCCAGCUUCUCUACCUUUCUCUCCUCUCUAACCUGCAUGGACAACAACAGCCAAGAUCAGCACAUCCAGUACAUGCAGGUUCAUCUAAUACAGAUUCAGAAUGGCAAAGGGAACAAAAAGACCAUAUAAAGGCGGUAUUGGCUACUGGGGGCAUUCUGGAUGGAAGUGGACAGUACCGGAUUUAUCGUCACCUGCUGGCACAUGAAGAGAGAACAUCAAAAACAUUGGACUUGGUACUGGCCUCCCAUACUAGCCUUAAUAACUUGUGGCAUUUGCAAGACCUAGUUCAGCGUUGGGAUGGGAAAAUUUCCCUGGCACUGUUUGCUUCUAGUUCUGCUCAAGCAAAAGUUGGCACAGUGCUAAUAUUUACUAUUGCUCAAUUGUGCCCAUCAGUGAGACAGAGGGUGUUCUUUCAUCUGGUGUGCCAGUCUGGGGAUCAGGCAGUUUUUCCAGAACUGGAAGACCAGGCUGAGUUUGCAAAUCUACGUACAUGCCAGGCUGUUUUUGUAAAGGCAGCAAGCAUGGGUACACAUAUAGUUAAUUAUGCAGGUAAUGCUUCUUACCCUAACAAUCUUCUAAGGAAUGUUGCCAGGGCUGGUAUUGGAAGCACAACCUUUGUAUUGGUAGUAGACAUUGAUAUGGUGCCUAGUGAAGGACUAAGGUCAAAAUUUUUGGAUUUGGCUGCUCAAGGGGUAGAUACACAUGCAGUAUUUGUGGUGCCAGCCUUUGAAAUUAGACACACCCGGCGACUGCCUGGAACCAAAGAGGAACUGCUUCGACUGUACCAAGUGGGAGAGGUCCGCACAUUUUAUGAAGAGCUUUGUCCCCGAUGCCAAGCACCUACUAAUUAUUCAGCGUGGUUGAACUUGCCGGAGAGUUCUAGUAGACUGACAGUGGCUUAUGUUGUGGAAUGGAGGGAUCCAUGGGAACCAUUUUAUAUUGGGAAUAAGGUUGUGCCAUCCUAUGAUGAGAGAUUCAAGCAAUAUGGAUUUAACAGAAUCAGCCAGGCAUGUGAAUUGAAUAUAGCUGGCUUCACGUUUGCAGUCCUUGACUCUGCAUUCCUGGUUCACAAGGGCCACAAGUUACCUGGGGACUUCCACAGCCAAAAAGAUGCAGAAAACAAAAGAAACCGUCAGCUCUACAGAGGCUUCAAGGAAGAACUAAAGCUAAAAUACCCAGAUUCCAGCAGGCGCUGUUAAUGCAGUUUAGCUGUAAUAUGAAAUGGUACUCAUGUUUGUAGAAUUACAUCCGUCAUUAAGUGUGUGAUUUGUGGUCUUAGGACAACAUUUCUUAGGCAAUUCUGCUAUGUUUGGUGAACAUCUACAUCUAGCAAUUUUACAAAGUCCAAUAAGAUGUAAUCUGUAAUCAUAUUUAUUAAGUGCCACUACUGGUAGACUGA